Messenger RNA from Coccomyxa subellipsoidea C-169, 3804 nucleotides. RefSeq lists its product as hypothetical. The record is from RefSeq and is a predicted model, not a curated record. The transcript has 22 exons. The coding region runs from base 1 to 3804 and encodes 1267 amino acids. NCBI's taxonomy places the organism in Eukaryota, Viridiplantae, Chlorophyta, Trebouxiophyceae, Coccomyxaceae. Gene Ontology annotation, molecular function: ATP binding; DNA ligase (ATP) activity; DNA binding. Gene Ontology annotation, cellular component: DNA ligase IV complex. Gene Ontology annotation, biological process: double-strand break repair via nonhomologous end joining; nucleotide-excision repair, DNA gap filling; DNA biosynthetic process.
AUGAAGCCGAAGCCGAGCGAGCUGCGUUUUAAGACUCUGUGCGACUUUUUCGACGCUUGCGCUAGUCGGAAAAAGUCAUCAAGGAAGAAGGAGCUUCUGAGGGAUUUUGCAAACAAGUUCAUAGAGCGUGGAUCGUCCGAUGUGUACGAGAUCUACCGCCUCAUGGCACCCUCGCUGGACAAGGAGCGCGACCACUACAAUUUGAGAGAGGCAAACCUGGUCAGGGUCUUGAUAAAAGCAUGCUUGUUGGACCCAAAAACAUCCUCUGCAGCAAAGAGAGCCGAGAACUGGCGCCAGGCGGGCGUGAAGAACGCCGGGCAAUUCUCAAAUGUCAUGGAAGAGUACCUCUUCCGGACGUGCUGUGGGAAGCAGAGGGGCAUGUCAGGAGAGGCAGAACUGACAGUGGGCGAGCUCAAUGACAUUUUGAACAAGCUAGCCGGCGGCGGCGGUGAGGAGCAGGUCAAAUUGUUCACGCACCUGAUCCAGAUCACCACAGCCACACAGAUGCGCUGGAUUGUGCAAAUUGUUCUAAGGGACCUCAAGAUUGGACUCUCAGAGACGAGCAUCCUGAAGGAGUAUCAUGUGGACGCUGUGGAGCGCUACAAUGUCACCUGUGACUUCCCUGGGGUCAUCCGAGAGCUCACUGACCCGCACAAGAGGUUUCCGUUCCAGGACAUCAAGGUUGGCAAGCCUGCCAAGCCCCAGCUGGCCAGAGCUGUGAAGGGGCCAGAGGAGGCCUUCAACAUCAUGAAGGGCAGACCAUUCGUGGUGGAGACCAAGUUUGAUGGCGAGAGGAUGCAGGUGCAUGUAAUGGAGGAUGAAGUGCAGUACUACAGCCGCAGGGGAAUUGAGCAUGGCACCUACUCCCACUACACCAUGCUGGACUCUUUCAUCAGAAAGCAGCUGCGAGAGACAAAUGUCAUCCUUGAUGGCGAGGUUGUUGUCUGGAACAAGACUAAGAAGAAGUUUGAGCCAUUUGGCGGCAUGAAGGGGGCUGUUCUGGCGGCAAAGGACAACAAGGGGCCCGACGAGAAGCUGGAAAUGAACGGAUGGCACGGUGACACAAUGACCAGCGACCCAGACUACGAGACGCCCUUUGUCAAGGACCUGGAGCUGGUCUUUGUGGUCUUCGACAUCCUGUACCUGCGCGACCAGAGUGUGAUCAACCGGACCCUGCUGGAGCGCCACGAGCUGCUGAAGGAGCUUGUGAUCCCUGCGCCUGCCGAGGGCCAUCCAGUCAGCUGUGCCAUGACUGGGCGAAUGGUCUGCCUGCUGCCGGGCGCACCCCUCAUCACCGGCGUGCCGGGCUCGAAGCUCUCCUACGUACUCGACGACAUCCAGGAGAAGUUCGAGGAGUCCAUCCGCGUCAAUGAGGAGGGGAUUGUGGUGAAGGCGGCAGACUCGCCGUGGCGCUGCAACGACCGCGGCAUGGCCUGGCUCAAGAUCAAGGCGGACUAUGUGCACAAGGUGGAGAUCGACGCGGUCAUCAUCGGAGCCAAGUUUGGCACCGGCAGGCGAGGAGGCGCCAUCGCUGAAUACCUGCUGGCCCUGGCUGAGGUGCCCCAAGGGGGCACCACAGAGCCCUCCACCUUUGUCUCCUUCUGCGUGGUGGGCACAGGGGUGAAUGAUGCGGACCGUGACACGCUGGCAAAGAGGCUGGAGCCGCUGUUUGUGGACAAUGUGAAGGGGAAGAACUGCGUCCCGCGCUGCUACCGCACGACUGGGAUGCCAAAAGAGAGGCCGGACGUGUGGAUCAAGGACCCCACUCGCAGUGUUGUCCUCCAGGUGCAGGCAGACGUGAGGACAAUAGUGAGCAAGCAAUUUGCGUCGCGCCACUCGCUGCGCUUUCCGCGGGUGCAGCGUGUGCGCUGGGACAAGGGCCCUUUGGACAUCCAGACCGACCAGGAGCUGUGGGACAUUGUCGAGUCCAACCAGGGCGCCAUUGUGGGCGGGGAGGGCCAUGACAUGGAGAGCCCGGCAGGGAAGGGCAAGGGCCGGGGAAAGAAGCGCGCAGUAAAGGGGGCAGCGACGCCGGCACAGCAGCGCAGCAAGGUGGUGGAGCAGUUUCUGCCGACGGACGUGUCCCACAUCCGCCGGGAGUGCGACGCGCUGCGAGACUCCCUGGUCUAUUUUGUGCCUGCUCCCGUCAAGACCGCCAAGUACCCCAAGAAAUACCUGGAAGAGGUCGUUGCGCGCCUCGGCGGCAAGGUGACCCAGAACUACGUGCCGCGCGUGACGCACGUGAUAGCGCAGGACGCGAACGAUCCCUUCUUCAAGGCGCGCAGGGACAAGGUGGACAUGAUCAGCGUGGAGUGGCUGCUGGAGUGCGCUGCCAAGCAGGCGCUCAUCUCCUUGCGGCCCCACCACUACAUGCACCUCACGCGCGACACCCGCAACAACGUCCCCAAUGUCUGCAUAUACGGCGACAUGUACUAUGAGGAUGUCAGCGCGAUUGAUGUGAAGGUCAUCCUGAACAAUCACGCCCACCUGGAGCCUGGGGCACUGGAUGACCUGGCGGCACUCAUGGCUGAUGAGGCUGGCGAGCCGCAGCCAGGAGUGGCCAGCCGAGCAGAUGGCACAGCGCAGCUCUAUAAAAGGCUGAAGAGGAAGCCGGGUGUGGAGGACAUCAUGCUGGCGGUGGACAGGGAGCUGGCAGAGUAUGGCCUGCUGGACAGCACUGCCUGCCUCUUCCGCGGCUGCCACAUCUGCCUGCUGCAGCUGCCCGACGACACCUGCCCCGCUGCUAAAGACAGCGCCCAGGAGUCGGCUGCCGCUGCAAAGCGCGAGCUGGCUGCACUGCAAGCCCAGCGCAGGAAGCUUGAGGUGAUGCUGCAUGGAGGCAAGGCGCAGGAUGCCAUCGACAUGUCCACCACCCACAUCGUCGUCAUUCCCCCUGCCAAUUGCGCGAUGCCCCGCCUGAGCCCUGCAGACCUGCUGGGCAUCCUGCACAGCGAGAAAGGCGGCACCGCUGGCCUCACCACCCUGCGCAAGCUGCUCGCUGCUGGCGAAGUGCACAUUGUCAUGCAAAGCUGGUUGGAGGAGAGCCUGGAGGCCCUGAGGCAGGCAGCAGAAGGGCAGGCUGUGCGGCGUGCAUCGGAGCUGCGGCAUACUGUGCCUCUGAGCAGUGACAGCGCGCCUGAUACUGUAGCAGACGCACCUGAGGACAUCCCCAGAAAUGUGGACUCAUAUGUGCUCACCUUUGCCGCUGCCAGUUUUGAGGACUGGGGCUGGGAAGAUUUCGGGGUGACCACUGCUGCGACGCCGGUCACCAGCGGCAAGCGGGGCCGCAGCACGAGCCCGGGAGAGGGGACCGCCGGCACGCGCGCUAAACGCGGCAGAGGCAGCAGAAGCGGCAAGACCGCCGGCAGCACAAGGGGCAGGGGCGGAAAGGCAGCCAAGCCGCCGCCGCUUGCGCCUGAUGUCGGCAAGAAGCCUAGCCGGGGUGGCGCGGGGAGAGGCCGAGGGAGAGGAAGGAAGAAGUACGUCAUUGAUGACACCAGCAGCAGCAGUGAUGGCGAGCAACCAGACAUGGAUGCCAGCGUGUCCGCACAUGGCCAUCAGAGCACGUCCAUGCUUGAGGACCUGCUGAGCCUGCCCAUCACAGGCAAUGAUGCUCUACCUGCACCAGCCAUCGGUGGACCCGUCUUCUCUGCCGGGUCCAGGAAGCACCGGUGCUGGAGCUCAGAGAGACAGGCAGGCUUCCGGAGCUCAUCAUCCGCAGGAAGGCAGUGCUCACCGGUGGACACACGAAAGUUUACAGCCUUUGGCAGAGCCACAGCCUUUGGCAGAGCAGCCCACUGCUGA